Messenger RNA from Varanus komodoensis (Komodo dragon), 1008 nucleotides. Its product is annotated as protein NYNRIN-like. The coding region runs from base 1 to 1008 and encodes 335 amino acids. The transcript is spliced from 3 exons. The record is from RefSeq and is a predicted model, not a curated record. Gene Ontology annotation, molecular function: nucleic acid binding. Lineage: Eukaryota; Metazoa; Chordata; Lepidosauria; Squamata; Varanidae. Gene Ontology annotation, biological process: DNA integration.
AUGAGAGCAAUCGCUGCAACAGUGAUCCUGGUGAAAGAGGCUAAGAAACUGACCCUGGGCCAGGGCCUCCAAGUCAUUGGGGCGCACGCCAUGGAAACCCUCCUCCGCAGUCCUCCGGAUUGGUGGAUCUCCAACGCCCGAGUGACUCAGUACCAGGAAGAUAUCGAGCUGGGCAGGAAGUUGCAGUGCUCGGAGACUGAGGCAGGAUGGUUGAAACAUCCCGAUGGAAGGAUCUUCCUCCCCCAAGCAUUGGGGUGGGAUCUUCUUCUCCAGACCCAUCGAGCCACACAUUUGGGAACGGCCCAACUCUGUCAGCUAUUCAGACCCCGUUUCUACCUGCCCGGACUAUCGACUCUGGCCGAUUCCAUAACCUCCGGGUGCGCCUCCUGUGCAAGAGUUAACGCUGGCCCUAGCCGGCCCUCCACCACCCCGGGCGUUCACCAUCGCAGAUCCCAGCCGGGAGAGCACUGGGAAAUAGACUUUACUGAGGUAAAACCUACCCGAGGUAGGUAUCGCUAUUUACUGGUCUUCAUCGACACCCAUUCUGGGUGGGUCGAAGCAUUCCCUACGAAGGGGGAGACAGCCUUGAUUGUUGCCCGGACUCUCUUGCAUCAAAUUUUACCCAGAUUUGGUGUACCCCUAGCUCUGGGUUCAGAUAAUGGUCCGGCGUUCAUCGCCCAAACUUCCAAAAUGGUAGCCAAGUCUCUAGGAAUUGAUUGGAAGCUGCAUUGUGUGUAUAGACUGCAGAGCUCAGGACAGGUAGAGAGGAUGAACAGAACGUUAAAGGAAACCUUAACAAAAUACACCCUUGAAGUUGGCGGCCCCUGGACAGACCUCCUCCCAUUUGCCCUCCUACGCAUGCGAUGUUCCCCGUAUAGGAAUGGUUUCACCCCCUUCAAAAUUGUCUUUGGGCGACCGCCUCCUCUGCUCCCUCGCCUGGCAGAGGAGAAGCUGCCCCCUGCCGAACCCACACCAGCCACUUACCAUGGAAUGGACAUUGCGGACUGA